Messenger RNA from Neurospora tetrasperma FGSC 2508, 777 nucleotides. RefSeq lists its product as uncharacterized. The transcript has 3 exons. NCBI's taxonomy places the organism in Eukaryota, Fungi, Ascomycota, Sordariomycetes, Sordariales, Sordariaceae. Bases 1 to 777 code for a protein of 258 amino acids. The record is from RefSeq and is a predicted model, not a curated record.
AUGUUGGCAACGAUUACACCUACCUCUGGUCAAGUGGCUCUUGCCCAAGAUACUCCUACCUCUAGCAACAGCGUAUCCUAUCGCUUGCUCGACGACGUCGACAUCAUCGAAACCAUGUCAACUUUACGCGAUCUUAUCGGUCAUCCAAUCACUCCCACAAUCAUCACCAAGCAAUUCGCACCAACUCCCCGUCGGGAUGGGUUUUCGCGCCAACGAAUCACUCACCAUCACUCCCUCUCCUUUGCCAAACUCCAGCCGCGGACUAUCACCUCUAUCAAUAGAGGUAGGAAGGCUUCACGUCCGACUUCGAAGCGGUUCGACAGACGGCAAUCGCGCACCUACUGGCCUGUUUGGUACCAGAAACAGCGCCGGCGGGAACGCAAAGAGGCCGCACGUAACAUGAAGUUAGACGAACAGCGGCGGUUGGAGUUGAUGGAACUUUGGGAGGACGAGUUCUUCCAGAUCUUGAUAGUUUCUACGCUCGCACAUGAGAUGAACUCGGUCGCCCAGCUCGGCGGCGCUGGCAACACUAUCUCCCUUGGGAAGAGGAAGCGGGAUACCAACGACGAAAAGGAGGAGGAUGCCGAAGUGGAUGAUCAGAGAUCUGAGACAAUAGCCAGGGCUUCGCCGAUGAGAGAUAACACCAUGCUUGGAGUAUGGGCUGGACGACUGCGUUCAUGGGCUGUCAAAGAAGAACAGAAGAAGCUAGGAAAAGGAGGAGAAGAUCAGAGUGCAAGUGGCGGCCGUUCAAAGAAGGAGGACAGAGACAGGAAGUAG